Molecule: messenger RNA, 783 nt
Organism: Closterium sp. NIES-65
Lineage: Eukaryota; Viridiplantae; Streptophyta; Zygnematophyceae; Desmidiales; Closteriaceae
Source: the annotation of a GenBank genome assembly
CAUUCUUGGCAACAACAGCCUCUCGGGUGACAUACCCGUUGAGCUGGGCCAGAGCCCUGCCCUCAAGCACCUCGGUCUUGGCAGCAACUACCUGAAAGGAUCCUUCCCUGAAAGCUUUGCUAAGCUUACCUGCCUUACCACCCUGGAUCUGAGCAACAACUCCCUCUCUGGCUCCCUUCCUACCUCUAUCAGCGCUCUCACCUCCCUCACCAUCCUGUAUUUGCACAACAACUUCUUUGAGGGGUCACUCCCCAACCUCCCAUAUAACGUAUCAAUAGUCGAUCUCAGCAGAAACAGUUUCACGGGAGGCUUCCCACAGAACACAGCACAGUUCAGCAGCCUUGCCACAUUGAACAUUAGCAGCAACAGGCUAUCUGGCACGCUGCCUGCGGAGCUAAGCCAUCUAGUGGCCCUUACAUCCCUCAACACGAGUGGAAACCAGUUCUCAGGCUCCCUUCCGCCUUCCAUUCAAGCCCUCAAGCGCCUUAACUUCCUGGAUCUUAGUGGCAACUCUCUCAGUGGAAGCAUUCCAGACUUUCUGAGUGCGCUAGUGCUGAUGCAGAGGCUCAAUCUCAGCACCAACUCGCUCUCUGACACUGUCACUGCAUCCCUGGGAGCUCUGGCACAGUUGACCUGCCUUGAUGUCAGCAGCAACCAGCUCUCCGGGUCCAUCCCAUCUGCCUUUGGCAGUCUUACCAUGCUCAUGCACAUGGACAUGAGUCGCAACGGCAUCUCAGAAUCUAUCCCCGCUAGCGUCAGCCGUCUCACAGCCCUCACCUCCCU